GCGUGGUUUAACGAUGGCUCAGCCAAUCGCGGCAGCUUGUCCGAAGCGCCCACCAAAACAGUUGAAUUUCAAAUUCAAACGGCCGAACACGGAGGAGGACCGCGGAGGGCGAAGACUCGGCUUCACUCAAGAGACAGAUCAUGUCUCGCUUACCAGUCAUGUCGGCCAGCAAGAGAGUCCUCACCAGCACGAGCAGCAGCGGCUCGGAGAACGGCCAGGACCUCGCCCCUGCUCAGAAGAGGGUUCGUAAGGACCCAGAGUCUGUCAAACCCCAGGCAGCAGCCACCAUCAUCGGAGGGAAGCGACCUGCUGUGGCAGCGACCAGGGCGCCUCUUUCGAAGCCAGUCAGAGGUAUGGGAGCUGCCACUGUGGCUGUUGGUCCCUCCAGAGGUGUAAUGAAACCUUCCAUGGCUUCGACCGCUGCGAAGGGAGGGAACACGAAACAACCUGUUGCAUCCACUGGCACAAAAGCCGGUGGGGGCGCCGCCCCACGCCGGCAUGCCUGGGACCUGAAGGGCAAGGUCAGCGACAUGGAGGGUAAGCUCCGGAACUACCAGACCAAGGUCAAGUCUGUCAACCAGGAGAACGAGGUUCUGAAAGACUCAAUGACCCAGAGCCGAACAAGAGUGGGCCAAAUGGAGAAAGAGCUUGUGAAGCAGAGAAACCAGAUCAGCGAGUACGAGGAGGAGCUGACGACGCUGUCAGGAGUCCGCGAUGAGUUGGAGAAAGUGUCCAGUGAUAAGAGCACUCUUCAAAAGGAGCUCUCCAACCUGGAGGGCAAAUACAAGGUCAUGGAGACACUCAGAGACAGCCAAGAGACGGAGCUGCAAACGCUCAAGAUGAAGCUGUCGGUGCAGGAGUCGACUCUGGCCCGUGUGCAGGCGACGCUCCGGGACACCGAGGAAGAGGUGCGCGGUCUCAAAGAGACGGUGGCCCAGCAGGAGGACGAGCUUCAUGCCGGGGAAAUGGAGCGCAGACGGCUCCACAACACCAUCCAGGAGCUGAAGGGCAACAUCAGGGUCUUUUGCAGAGUGCGUCCCCUGGUGGACGGAGGCCUGAGCAAGCACCUCCAGCUGCCAGCCAGCGACAACAAGAUGAUCACUCUGGCCAAGACGGAGGAGUCUCACACAGGCAAAACUGCAGACACUCAGAAGAAUUACAACUUCAGUUUUGACCGGGUGUUUGGGCCUCAGGCCUCACAACAUGAGGUCUUUGAAGAGAUCUCUCUGCUGGUGCAGUCAGCGCUGGACGGAUACAACGUCUGCUGCUUUGCCUAUGGCCAGACGGGGAGCGGAAAGACGUACACCAUGGAGGGCGACGAGUUUGAUGAGACCCGAGGCGUCAUUCCCAGAGCCGUGAAGCAGAUCUUCAAAGCAGCAGAGAAACUGGCCGCACAAGGCUGGGAGUUCACCUUCACGGCAAGCUUUGUCGAAAUCUACAACGAGAGCCUGCGAGACCUCCUCUACACCGGCAAGGCCAACAAGAGGCCCGAGCACGAGAUCCGCAAGUCUGCCAACAACGAGGUGACGAUAACCAACCUCACAUACGAAAAGGUUUCCAACGAGGAUCAGGUUCUCGGUCUGAUCAAUCUGGCCAAUCAGAAUCGCUCCACGGCCCAGACGGCCCAGAACGACCGCUCCUCUCGCUCCCACUCAGUCUUCCAGCUGGAUAUCGAGGGAGUGAAUUCCGGCCGGGAUGUCAAAUGCAAGUCCACUCUGUGCCUGGUGGACUUGGCCGGCAGUGAGCGGAUGAUGAAGAGUCAGUCUCAGGGCGAACGCUUCAAAGAGAUGACGGCCAUCAACACCUCGCUGACCAACCUGGGCAUCGUCAUCGCCGCGCUGGCCAACAAGGAGAGCCAUGUUCCGUACAGAAACUCCAAGCUCACCUACCUUCUGCAGGCCUGCCUGGGAGGAAACAGCAAGACCCUGAUGUUUGUGAACAUCGCCCCGGAGACGGACAGCCUCGGGGAAACACUCAACUCCUUGAGGUUUGCCAGCAAGGUGAACGCCUGUGUUAUUGGGACUGCAAGUGCCAACAGGAAGCUGAGUUGAGCUCGGGGGGGGGGGAGAAAAAAGUAACUUUUGUUCUUGAGACUUUUUUUCGUGGGAGCAUGAAAUCGUGAGUCUUUUCCUCACACGUUAAGAUGUUUGUCGCUCGUGACCGUGGCAACCAAAACCCCUUUUUAAAUAUUCUCAGGGCCUUUGUUUGUGAUACUCACCGAGGCUUUUAUACGUUCUUACACCUUUUUAUGUAAAUCAAGUGGAAGUGUACAUAUGCAUAUUUGUAGUCAAAUACUUUUUAAACUACAUGUACGUCUCUCACGUUUUUCUGACUGAAUUUAAUCUCCUCUGCAAAUAAAUCUAGUUACUGUCGUUCUUUUUGUCUUUUUUUGACGCUUGUGUAAGUAAGUUUUCAUUAUGUUUUGGUAUUUUAUUUUGAAUUUUCUGUCUGUACUCUUCAAACUAACAUGCUGAAAUAAUAAAGACGUUCAGUAGAAGGGCUACUUGAA
This is a messenger RNA of Scophthalmus maximus (turbot), 2509 nucleotides long. RefSeq names its product kinesin family member C1 (gene kifc1). NCBI's taxonomy places the organism in Eukaryota, Metazoa, Chordata, Actinopteri, Pleuronectiformes, Scophthalmidae. Bases 141 to 2051 code for a protein of 636 amino acids. Gene Ontology annotation, molecular function: microtubule motor activity; microtubule binding; ATP binding. The transcript is spliced from 17 exons. Gene Ontology annotation, biological process: microtubule-based movement. The record is from RefSeq and is a predicted model, not a curated record.